CCGGCGAAUAUUUAAUUCAUUCGUACAAAGCAUUGUUUGAGUGCAAACGCAAAGCAACUUAACUAUACAAAAUAAAACAAUGUCGCUUCUCCCGUAUCUGAUCGGCCAGCCCCGCCGCCUCCUCGACCAAGAUUUUGGAUUAGCGCUUACUCCUGACGACUUACUGACGGCUGUUAUGGCGCCUUCGGUAUCCAGGGACUACUUCCGACCAUGGAGACAACUGGCUCUGGCCGCUCGUGACGUCGGGUCCACCAUCACUGCUGAUAAGGACAAGUUCCAAGUCAAUCUUGACGUCCAGCACUUCACUCCCGAAGAAAUUACCGUGAAGACUGUUGACGGGUUCGUUAUUGUUGAAGGAAAACAUGAAGAGAAGCAGGAUGAACACGGAUACAUUUCUCGCCAGUUUACCAGAAGGUAUGCGCUGCCUGAGAACUGUGAUCCCGAUACCGUGGAGUCCAGGCUGUCUUCUGACGGCGUGUUGACUGUGAUCGCUCCUAGAGUCCCUCCAGUGUCGAAGAACGAGAGGGCCGUGCCUAUUACUCACACUGGACCAGUUAGGAAGGAGAUUAAGGAGCCUGCAGCCGAUGCCGAAGCUAACGGCCCUCAGAAGUGAUCGACUCACAGAGGCGAAGAAAACCGUGCACCGUGUGUUAGAUCUUGCGUCCCUGUGCAUAAUGUAUACGCAUCAUGUAUGUAUGUGAUUGAGAAGACUGACCAAAUUGCUGUUGCUUGUAUUAUUAUAUUUUAAUAAAUAUUCCUGCUAUAUAAUAUCCA
Messenger RNA from Manduca sexta (tobacco hornworm), 774 nucleotides. RefSeq names its product protein lethal(2)essential for life (gene Hsp20.1). NCBI's taxonomy places the organism in Eukaryota, Metazoa, Arthropoda, Insecta, Lepidoptera, Sphingidae. Gene Ontology annotation, biological process: protein refolding; response to heat. The record is from RefSeq and is a predicted model, not a curated record. Gene Ontology annotation, molecular function: protein folding chaperone. Bases 80 to 613 code for a protein of 177 amino acids. The transcript has a single exon.